Dufourea novaeangliae is the source of this 3495-nucleotide messenger RNA. RefSeq names its product DNA replication ATP-dependent helicase/nuclease DNA2 (gene Dna2). The record is from RefSeq and is a predicted model, not a curated record. Gene Ontology annotation, biological process: replication fork reversal. The transcript is spliced from 13 exons. The coding region runs from base 1 to 3483 and encodes 1160 amino acids. Gene Ontology annotation, cellular component: cytoplasm. Gene Ontology annotation, molecular function: 5'-flap endonuclease activity; single-stranded DNA helicase activity. Lineage: Eukaryota; Metazoa; Arthropoda; Insecta; Hymenoptera; Halictidae.
AUGACUACCGACAUGGAAUUGGAAGAAAGUCAGUCAAAGAUUAUUAAGCGAAAUGACAAACUUGAUGCGCACAAUUUGAACAGAAUACAGAAGCAACUGGAGGAGUCUAACGUGAUUCAUGAUGUCUUCAGCGAUGAGAAAAUACAUAUCAAAAGUCCUUCUCCUAACAAAAAUGUAGUUUUGGUAGAAUCUAAGGAAAAUAUAGACUUAGACGGAUAUAAAUUGAAUGAAAGUAAACAAUUUAUUAGAAAUAACAGUGUAUUACACGAGAGCAAUUUUGAGAACAUUUCUGUAAAUCAGAUAACAACAGGUUCUACACAAAGUAGUAGGAUGUCCACUAAUUCUAAACAAUCGGAUGAAUUUGGCAAAUGUAAAGAGGAAUCAGAUUUUGCAUUAAACACAUGUAUUGCAGAUGAUUUUAAUGAUUGCUUUGAAGAAGAAUGGUCCUUGGUUAAUCAAAUAAACUUUGAUUCUUUGCAGAGGUGUAAGGUUACUAGUGUAAAAAGAGAAUGUAAUAGUAUAUUGUUAUCUGUGAAGCAAGAAGAUUCUGCAUCCAGUGGAACUGUUAUAUGUUCAGGUUUUUGGAAAGAUGCAAAAGUUGAAAAGGAUGAUAUUGUUGCCAUACAAGCAAGGAAAGACAAUCAAUCUUGGGUUGUGGAUAAUACUAGUGGUUUCAUUGUUGUUCAUGCAGAUCUGUUAAUAUCUGGAACAACAAUAGUUGGUGCUUUAUUUUGUAGUAGAAAAGCAGUAUUAGCAGAGAAGUUUAAGAAAAUAGAAACACUGCCGUAUUAUAGAGGUGAUGCAACAGCUAUGGUAAUUGGAAGCUUAGCUCAUCAAUUGCUACAAAAGGCAAUACGCACAAAUAUUCAUGACAUGUCAGAUAUUAUUAAAUUGAUGGACAGCAUAUUGCAGUCCAAGGAAACAAUACGUACACUUUAUGCAUCAGAAAUUGCAUUUGAUGCAUGCCGGAAGGAGAUGCUCGUAUUUGUACCACGAAUAUUUGAAUUCAUUCAACAUUAUCUAAAAGAUAAAAAACAGCAGGAUAUAAAUAAUAGAAAAGACAAUUUCAAAGGAAACAUCACUUACGUUCACGAUAUAGAAGAAAAUAUUUGGCUUCCCAAGUUAGGUGUGAAAGGCAAAGUAGAUGUCACGGUGGAAGUUAAUCUAAAUUCGAGAAGAAAAAUAAUGCCCCUUGAAAUAAAGACAGGGAGACCUUCGUUCUCGUUAGAACAUAAAGGUCAAAUUAUUUUGUAUAUUAUGAUGAUGGCUCUUACGGGUCAAGACACAGAUACAGGACUGCUACUGUAUCUUAGAGAAAAUAAUAUGCAAGAAAUUCGAAGUGGACACCCUGAAAGAAGGGACUUGAUACUGUUAAGGAAUACUUUGGCUAAUUAUUUUGCUCCUAAACCAAUCGAGAAGACAUCAGAUUUGAUCUCCGAAUUGAAUGGGAAAACGCUGGAGUUACCCGAGCCAAUCAACCAUCAUAGCGCAUGUUCUAAAUGCUCGUACAAUGCGUUAUGUUGUGCAUACCUAAGUAGAGAUACUAAAAUUCAGUUACCUGAAUCGCAUCCAUUAACAAUGCUUGGAAAACAAAUCUUAGAAAAAUUGAAGCCUGCUCAUAUCGAUUAUGUCAUGAAAUGGGUUACGUUAUUGCAAAUGGAGGAGUCCACUCAAUCCUCUGAUAACACAUUGAGAUAUUUGUGGACGUUAAGUCCAGAAAAGAGGGAAGCGAAGAAAAUGUGCGUUUGUAAUUUAAAAGUAAUAGGAAAGGUCAUCGAAUGCGAUUCUAAGUAUCAACACACAUUCGUUCGCGCGAAUUUCAAUGAAACAUUCUCGAACGUUUCUAUUUCACAGACAGAAUUUACAGAAAAUGAAUACGUCCUGGUGAGCACAGAUACGAAUAUAAACUUGUCAGCAGGUUUUAUCGUGCAUCUAAAAGAAGACUCUAUAAUUGUUUUAUUAGACAGAAACAUCACCAAGUACGGUAUCAAUGAGUCCUUUCACAUAGAUAAAUAUUCUUCCUUCGGAACUCUGUUUGCUUCUAAUCUUGCCAGCGUUGGUGGAUUAAUAGGUGACGAUGAAAUCUGUGAGAGAUUGCGGGACAUUGUGAUAGAUAAGAAACCAGCGACAUUCGUUAAAGGAUUAUCGCGUUCUGUCGUACACAAAAGCGCGUCUAUAGUUCAGGAACUAAAUGAAAGUCAGCAAAGAGUCAUACUGAAAGUAAUGACUGCUAAUGACUAUAUUUUAAUCAAAGGAAUGCCUGGUACAGGAAAAACGCAAACGCUAGUGGCUUUGAUAGAACUGUUACACGUAACGGGACACUCUGUUUUAAUUACAGCCCAUACAAACAGCGCUUUGGAUAAUAUCUUGUUGAAACUACUGGACAAAGGCAUUGACUUUUUACGAUUGGGCUCAUCGUCUAUUUCUCCAUUGUUGAAACAUAAAAGUGAUGCGUACUCGUCUGUAAAUUUCAAUUCUCCUGAGAGCUUGGACGCUAUGUAUUCCAGCAAAAAUAUUGUAGGAGUGACUUGUUAUGGUGCUCAUCAUGCACUUCUUGGCCGACGAACAUUCGAUGUUUGUAUUGUGGAUGAAAGCGCCCAAGCAUUGCAGCCAGUCGUAUUAAGACCAUUGUACAGUGCACGUAAAUUUGUUCUUGCAGGAGAUCCCGAUCAACUUCCACCUAUCGUUAAAAGUAAAGCUGCCAGGAAACUGGGUGCAGACGAAUCCUUAUUCGCUCGAUUAGACAGUGAAAAUAAUACCGUAAUAUUACCAAAACAGUACAGAAUGAAUAAAAGCAUUAUGCGUCUAGCAAACAAAUUAACGUACAAUGAUAAAUUAGAAGUAGGAAAUACAUUAAUCGAAAAUGCCACACUGGAUAUCGCAGAUAGUAGGGAUCUAUUGAAAUGUGGAAGGUGGAUACAAAAGGUACUAUCGCAGGAUAUAGAUGACUCCAUAAUUAUUUUGAAUACGGGUUGUACGAAUGAUUUAAAAGCGAGUAUUGAGAUUAGUAAGAAGUAUCCCAAAAGCGAUCAAAUAUAUUCUAAUGUAUGGGAAGCUGCCGUAAUCCUCAAGCUGUCACAGACUGUAGUAGAGAUGGGUAUAAAACCCCAGAGUAUAGGAAUCAUUGCUCCGUACAGAGCACACGUGAAUCUGUUGAAAGGAAUCAUCCAUAAAGAUAUUGAGGUGAACACUGUUGACCAAUAUCAAGGCCGUGAUAAAGAUAUUAUAAUUUAUUCCUGCGCGAAAAGUUUAAUUAAUAACAGUGACAUAAAAGAGGACCUUGAAAUAUUGGGGGACCAUAAAAGAUUAACUGUAGCUAUAACGAGGGCGAAACAUAAAUUGAUCGUCAUUGCGGAUAAAUAUACUUUAUCGCAUUACUCUCCGUUCAAGAAACUGUUCGUCUUGGUCGAAGAAAAAAAUAUAAUAAAUUUACACGAUGAACACGAUGAUUUUUCAUGGGAAACCGUGAUGUCUUUGUUAUAGAUAGUCAUACAU